AUGUCCUUCCCUGCCGGUCCAAACGGAUCCCUGGCCGUGUCCUGCAACGACAUCCUUCAUGUGACCAACACACGACCAAUUAACAGCGAGGACUCAUGGCACGCCAGUCAAGUUCAUCCCUGUCAGCUCCUGGCCCUCAAGAGCGGAACCGUACCAAACUAUUACAGGGCACAAAGACUUCUGAUCCGUAUUAUUGAAGAAAUGAGCUUUCAAACGAAGAAGUCUCAAAAGAAUAAGGAGAAGGCGGUGAGGAUCGUCAGCACCGGGCGACAGGGCAGGAACCCACUGUGGGUCAGUGUGGAGGAUGAGAAGACCCUAGAGUCAGGAGAUUCAUCAGCAUCUAAAACCUGCAUGUCCCUCAUGCCUUACACCCUGGUCACUCCACACUACCCACCCAUCUGCAGGCCUGUCCUGCUGCUGCCCACCGUCCUGGGCCGCAUCCUGGACAAGAAGCUGGAAGGAUGGCAGGGCUUCCAGCUCUGUGAGCCUGAGAUGCUAAACGCCAGCGAGCAUGGAGCUCGUCUGCAGAGGUCUGAGAUCCUGGAGGAGUGUGAGCAGGGAGGAAACUGCUGCUACACUCUGCAGAGUGUCAACAAAGUCAUGAAGAAGGGGAUCCACUGUGUGCUGCCGUUGGGGCUGGACUGCGUGCGUCGGCUGCACAGGGCUCAGAUCUUCCCUAUUAUCAUCUUCAUUGGCCAGUCUGCACGCAGUGCACGUAAACUGAGGGCGAAGUUGCAUCGCCACAGCCAGUCAGAGGAGCAGCUCCUCGCAUGUUCAAGGAGUGAGGAGCCCCUGUUGGACAAGCUGCCGUGUCUGUAUCACAGCGUGACUCCGGACUCCUGGUGUGACCAGGCCUCCCUGCUGACAAGCCUGCGCACCAUCAUCCGGGAGGAGCAGCAGAAGAUUGUCUGGGUGGAGCCGGACCUGUGGUGAAGCAGAGGACAGAACAGAACAUUCAGAAGACAUAGAAUUAGAAGUAUUAUCUCUCAUAGAACUCUUCUAAUAAGAAUAUUU
This is a messenger RNA of Labrus bergylta (ballan wrasse), 1014 nucleotides long. Lineage: Eukaryota; Metazoa; Chordata; Actinopteri; Labriformes; Labridae. The record is from RefSeq and is a predicted model, not a curated record.